AUGUUCGCGCGAACUCUCGUUGCCUUGUGCAGCGUCUUGUUGAACACACAAGUCGAUGCCUUACGCUACGAAGAACAGUUUGUGGGCUACAAUCUGAAUACAAAUCAGACGGCAACAUCACCCUUUGAUUACUAUGGAAAAUGGGAAGAUCAUGAAUUUCACAAAUCUCCUGAUAAUUGGCGUUUUCCCUUCUACUCUUUCUUUCUGGAUAAAUUCGUGAAUGGAGAUCCAACGAACGAUGAUAUCAAUGGAACCAAUUUCGAAACUGAUUUCAUGCAAACCCAAUUACGACAUGGAGGUGAUCUACAGGGUCUCAUUGACAGUCUGGACUAUAUACAAGGAAUGGGAAUAAAAGGAAUCUAUAUCGCCGGAAGUCCUAUGAUCAAUAUGCCUUGGGGUGCGGAUCAGUACUCUCCUCUGGAUUUCAGUCUUCUCGACCAACAUUUUGGAGAUAUCGAUUUGUGGAGGAAAACCACCACAGCCAUCCAUGACAGGGGAAUGUAUGUGAUGCUCGACAAUACCAUGGGAACUAUGGGAGACUUGAUUGCUUUCAAAGGCUAUGAAAAUUCUUCGACUCCGUUUACCCUCGUCGAGCACGAAGUUCUUUGGCGUAAUGAAGGCCGCCAAUAUCUAGAUUUUUCCUUCGGGUCGAAGUACAAUGAGUCCUGCAACUACCCUAGAUUUUGGCUUGACACUGGAUAUACCGUCAAGGAAGAUGUCACUGACCUCAUGAAUGGAUGUUACGAUUCCGAAUUCGAUCAAUAUGGUGAUACCGAAGCUUUUGGUGUCUUCCCCGAUUGGCAACGUCAGUUGUCUAAGUUUGCCUCUGUCCAGGAUCGUCUGAGAGAAUGGGUUCCAUCAGUGAGAACUAAAAUCGAAAUCUUCACUUGUAUGAUUAUCCAGCAAUUAGACAUUGAUGGGAUACGUGUGGACAAAGCGACACAAAUUACGGUCGAUGCAUUGGGAAGUUUCAGUCACGCAUUGAGAGAAUGCGCAAGAGGCGUGAAUAAGACAAAUUUCAUGGUUACUGGUGAAAUUACUGGAGGAAAUACUUUUGGAAGUAUUUACCUUGGGCGUGGACGUCAACCUGACAUGUUACCGUCCAGUAUGGCAAACGCGGUUAAAAUGACCUCCAAUUCUAGUUUGGCAUAUUUCAUCCGUGAUCCUGACCAAAACGCACUCGACUCUGCUGCCUUCCAUUACAGUAUUUAUCGCACGCUGACUCGAUUUCUGGGAAUGGACGGAAACUUGGCAAGUGGUUAUGAUACACCAACUAACUGGGUAGAUGCGUGGAACGAAAUGCUUGUAACGAAUGAUCUUAUCAAUCCCAAUACUGGAGUUUUCGAUCCAAGACAUAUGUACGGAGUCAGCAAUCAGGAUGUUUUCAGAUGGCCAGCUAUCCAGAAUGGCACACAAAAACAACUUCUAGGACUUUUCAUUACGACUAUACACAUGCCUGGUAUCCCUUUGCUCUUGUGGGGUGAAGAGCAAGCAUUUUAUGUCUUAGACAACACAGCCGACAAUUAUCUCUUCGGUCGACAAGCUAUGUCUCCUUCUCAAGCAUGGCAAACUCACGGAUGCUACGCCCUUGGCAGUGGUACCUUCUAUCAAUUUCCCGGCGACUCUUGCACUCGAGGUUGUAAUGAUGAGUGGAACAGCCGCGAUCAUAGAGAUCCAUCUCAUCCAGUUCGGAAUAUUAUCAAGGCAAUGUACCAGAUGCGAGACAACUACCCAGUUUUGAAAGAUGGAUGGUUUUUACAACAGCUUUCCAACCAGACAGUUGAAAUCCUCUUGCCAGGUAGUAACGGUACAGCUACUGAAACUGGAAUGUGGAGUACCAUGCGAAGUCAAUAUGAUGGUAUUCAGGACUUAUCUAAAGCUGGUGGUCAAGCAAAUCAGUCUAUUUGGAUGGUUUACCACAACAACUAUGACACAGUCACAUAUUCUUUUGAUUGCAGUAACAACGAAACUGCCCUCGUUGCUCCUUUCCUCGAUGGCGUCACCGUCAAGAACCUGUUCUAUCCGUAUGAGGAAGUUACACUGAAAGCAGGACCUUUCAAGCUUGGGAUCGCAAAUCAAACUGGCUUCAAUGGCUGUCUUGAUAGUCUCACUCUUGUUCCAUACGAGUAUAAAGCAUAUGUGCCAAAAAAGAACUGGGUUGGGCCUUCGCCUAUGAUUACCUCAUUUUCACCAGGACACGAUGCACGACUUGUCUCAUCAGUUGCCCCCGGAGAACAAGAAACCAUCGAAAUUGAAUUUGGUUUCAGUGCCGAAAUGAAGUGCUCUGAUCUCAUUUCGAAAAUGACAAUCACCUCAGCAACGGAAGACGGACAGGUUGCAACAUUAGCCAAUGCUACCGGCGAAUACUCUUGUACUUUGCUUCCAAGUCCGGUCAAUGUCACCGAAUUCGUCGGAUCCAUUCCAACUAUGUGGACUUUCAAAGGAAAACUUACCAAUGUAUCCAACGGUGUCCACUCGAUUACUCUCACCAAUGUCUCCAGCAACUCUGGAAAUUCCUCAACUGGAGCCACAGAUACAUUUUUGUUCCGCAUUGGACAAGUUGAUAAUCCUAUCACUUUCCCCGGUUCCGCAAACUUCACAAGAGAACUACUUCACAAGUAUGAUAAUGGCACAUUAUAUGUUAGCCACAAAGCUGCUGGAGCGGAUCAGUUUAAAUAUUCUUUGAACUGGGGAAGUUCAUGGUCUGAAUGGACGCCAUAUGUUGGUGGAAAUACCACACUUGAACCACAGGCUUGGACUGGUACAAGCAAGCAAAAGUGGGACGGCGAUCACGUCAUCAUGCAAUAUUGGAGCAAACUUACUGGUAGCAGUGAUGUGGUUCAACAUGCCGAUCUAGAAACUAACACCUGGUCGCGUCGUCUUCCGCACUUGUUCGCUAAUGGUCCAUUCAACCAGUAUGGUUAUGAUACUGGUAUCGAAAAUGGUUUCUCCUUAAACAAGGAAGACAGUCUCUGGGAAUACAAGUUUAUGACUGAAUGGCCAGCCGUCAUGCAAGUGAAUGUUUGGGGUAUGAAUCCUGAUGGACAACCUGACGAGACUAUCGUUUUGGGAGAUAUCGACAAUGAUAAUAUUCUUGACCGUAUGCCACCCUCAUCGCUGUCCACAGCGCUCAUCAACAUUACACGUGUGCCGCCAUCACCAUAUCUCGGAUAUAAAAUUGCAAUCGACGACGGUAACUAUAGAUACUAUCAAAUCCCAUACGGAAAUCGUUCCUACCAAAUGUUGAUGGUUGUCCUUUUCUGGAUUGUUCCUGUUCUCAGUGGUGGUCUCAGUAUCUGGCUGUUCAUGAAAUCUUUCUACGCUGUCAAACUCAACAGUGUCGGUGUCAAGGAGGCAAAGAAUUAUAUCCCAUUGGCACUGCGCAGAAAGCUGAAGAGAGAAAAGAAAGAGGACGAAUCUGAGAAAGAAAUGACAGUCAUGGGAGGAUUACACUCAAUGUUCCACGAAAACGCCACACAACUUGGACUUCAAGCCGAUGUUGCAGCUACCGGACGACGAACUGUACUUAUUGCUACUAUGGAAUACGAUAUCGAAGAUUGGGCUAUCAAGAUCAAGAUUGGAGGUCUUGGUGUCAUGGCCCAAUUGAUGGGAAAGAACUUGGGUCAUCAAGAUCUCAUUUGGGUCGUUCCUUGUGUUGGCGGGAUCGAUUAUCCUAUUGAUCACCAAGCUGAACCUAUGGAUGUCACAAUUCUUGGAAAUUCCUACACUGUUCAGGUCCAGUACCACACUCUACGAAACAUCACUUACGUUCUUCUUGAUGCACCAGUUUUCAGAGCACAAUCUAAAUCCGAGCCAUACCCAGCUCGUAUGGAUGAUUUGGACUCGGCCGUUUACUACAGUGCUUGGAAUCAAUGUAUUGCUCUUACUAUCAAGCGUUUCCCUGUUGAUUUGUAUCACAUCAACGAUUACCACGGAGCCGUCGCACCAGUCCAUCUUCUCCCAGAAACAAUUCCAUGUUGUUUGUCCCUCCACAACGCCGAGUUCCAAGGUUUAUGGCCCAUGCGUAACCAGAAAGAGAGAAGCGAAGUCUGUCAAGUCUACAAUAUUCCAGAAGAAGUCGCCAUCAAGUACGUUCAAUUCGGAGACGUGUUCAAUUUACUCCACGCUGGAAGUUCGUAUCUUCGCAUUCAUCAAAAGGGUUUCGGUGCUGUCGGUGUCAGUAAGAAAUACGGAAAGCGUUCCUGGGCAAGAUAUCCUAUUUUCUGGGGAUUGAGUAAGAUCGGUAAUCUUCCUAAUCCUGAUCCUUCUGAUACUGGAGACUGGAAUGGUACUCAAGAUUCGACGGGGAAGACGAUUGUUAACCAGGACUUUGAAAAUCAAAGAGGCGAGCUCAAAAGACAAGCACAGGAAUGGGCUGGUCUUGAACAAAAUCCUAAAGCUGAGCUCUUGGUUUUCGUCGGGAGAUGGUCAAUGCAAAAGGGUAUUGAUUUGAUUGCUGAUGUUAUGCCUGCCGUUUUGGAGGAGAACCCAAAUGUUCAACUUAUUUGCGUUGGUCCUGUUAUUGAUCUUUAUGGAAAAUUUGCCGCUCUCAAACUCGAUGUCAUGAUGACCAAGUACAAGGGCCGUGUCUUCAGUAAACCUGAGUUCACUGCUCUUCCACCAUUCAUUUUCUCGGGAGCCGAAUUCGCCUUGAUUCCAUCUAGAGAUGAACCUUUCGGUCUUGUCGCUGUAGAGUUCGGUAGAAAGGGAGCUUUGGGUAUUGGUGCUCGUGUUGGUGGUCUUGGUCAAAUGCCUGGUUGGUGGUUCACUGUUGAAUCUACCACCACCACCCACAUGCUUCAUCAAUUCAAACAAGCCAUCAAGGAAGCCUUGGCCUCCAAAUUGGAAACUCGUCAAAUAAUGAGAGCACGAUCUGCUAAGCAACGUUUCCCAGUCGCUCAAUGGGUCAAUGAUCUUGAGAUACUGCAAAGUAAAGCAAUCAAGAUUCACGACAAGGAAGAGGCCAAACACUCUGGUAGACCUAGAUCUAGAGGAAGAGAUGGAGGAAAUAUUUUCUAUUCUUCCGCUAAGAGAUUGUCGAGUUUCGGUACCAGUUUGGCUAGUACCUCACAACUUGAUGUUGCCAGUACCAUUGGUGGCUCUACCAGGCCAUCCUCGCCAACCCGUGUUGAACAGCCACCAGCCGGAGGUGGACUCAACCGCAAGCUUUCUUUGGGAUACAGAGCUGGUCCUGGUCAUCGCGUAAUGAAGAACAGAUUCAAUGGUAGUAAUGCAUCGAUCGGAAUGGGUGGUCAAGUCAAACAUGACGAAGGACUGACCGAUGUGGAUGAAGACAGCGAUGAUGAAGAUGCCCGAGUUCGUGACGACAUUUACGAUGAAUACGUACUCACCCCUGAAGAAUUAGAAGCCCGAAGACAACAAGAGCAAUUCAGAGGACGAUCUGACAGUCCUGCCGGAGGCGCAUUCCUCGCACCACAACCAGGAUACUUGGAUUCUCCACGAAGAAGUCCAAGUGCUAAUACUGGUAGUCUGCAUAUCAAUGACUCGGAAUUGUCAUUACCACGUCUCAAGGAUGGCUCAAAUAUCUAUUCCACUCACUCGAUACCUGGUUCCCCUGGUUUGGAGUCACCAGGAACACCUGGAGCACACGAUUCUUUGCUUCCUCCUCCAUCGAUAUUUGGAGCCGGUGGUGAAAACAACAGAGCUUCCAUGCUUAGUUUGAGUUCGGUCAUCGGAGACAAGACAGAUUUCAAACUUCAAAAGGUUGAUCCAUUCUUCACUGAUACUCAAGGAGAAUACUAUCAACAAUUUGCCAAGAAUCUUGAUGGUCUUGAUGGAAAGAAUAGUGAAGGACAACUGUGUAUCGAGGAAUACUUGAUCAAAUCUGAAAAGAAAUGGUUCGACCGAUUCCGUGAUGCACGAUUGGGAAGAAGCUCAGUCGCACCUUCAUUCUCUGCCCUUGGAAGUGGAAGAAGAUCUCACGACAGCCGUGGACGAUCCAAUAGUCGGGAUAGCUUUACCAACGAUACCAUUACCCACUCAAGGCAAAACUCUAGUCAAGAUAACAUGGCACUCACUGGCGGAAAUGCUCCCAAUGAUCAAUUCUUACUCGGCAAAGAUUAUAAACCACCUACUGGUCUCCGCCUGGUCAUGCAAUACCGCUUCUUUGAUUGGCCGGUCUAUUCAUUCUUGCUCGCCUUCGGUCAAAUCAUUGCAGCCAAUUCUUAUCAAAUUACUCUUCUUACUGGUACCGUGGGUCAAACUGCAGAGAAACUUUACAUCACAGCAACUAUUUAUCUGGUUACCUCGAUCAUGUGGUGGGAAGUCUUCUCCUUCUUCAAGUCAAUCUACGUCCUCAGUAUUCCAUUCAUCUUCUACGGAUUGGCCUUUUUCCUCCUCGGUAUGGCUCCUUUCGUUGACGGCGUUGAUGGAAAGGGUUGGGUCCAGAACGUGGCUACUGGUUUGUAUGCUGUUGCCGCUUCAUCGGGUAGUAUAUUCUUCGCUCUAAAUUUCGGAGACGAAGGAGGAUCUCCCGUGAAAGCCUGGGUUUUCCGUGCCUGUAUCAUUCAAGGAACACAACAAGCUUAUGUCGUCAUUCUCUGGUUCUGGGGAUCUUAUCUCAACAGACGACAAGCUGAUGGUCUCGGAACUUCCUUUACAACUGCCAGUCCCAAAAUGUCUGCAGUCGUUCUUCCUAUUGCGAUACUUAUGUGGGCGGUUGGUCUGGUCACUUACCUCGGAUUGCCAGAAUAUUAUCGACAAGCGCCUGGAAAAGUACCAUCAUUCUACGCCUCGCUCUUCAGACGUAAGAUUGUCAUGUGGUUUUUCGUCACUGUGUUGAUCCAGAAUUUCUUCCUCUCAACGCUCUACGGUCGUAACUGGCUUUAUCUGUUCUCCUCCAACCAUGCUCCUACAUGGGCCAUCGUGCUUCUCAUCAUCUUCUUCUUUGGGUUCUUAUGGGCAGCCUUCCUCUGGUUCUUCGCAAUCUUGAGUAAAGAUCACAGUUGGGUUCUCCCAAUUUUCGCCAUCGGUCUCGGAGCUCCUAGAUGGUGUCAAAUGCUCUGGUCAUGCACCCCAAUUGGUCAAUACAUACCAUGGGUUGGCAACGGACUCGCCAGCGCUCUUUUCUCCCGAUCAUUGUGGCUUUGGCUUGGUAUGCUCGAUGCACUUCAAGGUGUAGGAUUCGGUAUGCUGUUGCUCCAGACUCUUACCCGUGUUCACAUUGCUUUCACGCUCAUUGCGGCUCAAGUUUUGGGUUCAAUCGCUACUAUUGUAGCCAGAGCAUGUGCACCAAACAACAUUGGACCUGGACCCGUCUUCCCCGAUUUUAGUGACGGGGCAGCUGGUCUUGGCAAUGCAUGGUUCUGGAUCGGGUUGAUUUUACAACUUGUUAUUUGUGGUGGAUUUUUCACAUUCUUCAGAAAAGAGCAACUUAGCAAGCCUUAG
Botrytis byssoidea is the source of this 7407-nucleotide messenger RNA. RefSeq lists its product as uncharacterized. Lineage: Eukaryota; Fungi; Ascomycota; Leotiomycetes; Helotiales; Sclerotiniaceae. Gene Ontology annotation, molecular function: alpha-1,3-glucan synthase activity. The transcript is spliced from 3 exons. The record is from RefSeq and is a predicted model, not a curated record. The coding region runs from base 1 to 7407 and encodes 2468 amino acids. Gene Ontology annotation, biological process: fungal-type cell wall (1->3)-alpha-glucan biosynthetic process. Gene Ontology annotation, cellular component: fungal-type cell wall.